Molecule: messenger RNA, 537 nt
Organism: Notothenia coriiceps (black rockcod)
Lineage: Eukaryota; Metazoa; Chordata; Actinopteri; Perciformes; Nototheniidae
Product: Golgi apparatus protein 1-like
Exons: 4
Coding region: 40-408 (122 amino acids)
Cellular component (GO): Golgi membrane
Molecular function (GO): fibroblast growth factor binding
Source: RefSeq, a predicted model, not a curated record
GAACCUACCUGUCUUGUUUUUAUUAUAUAUAACAUUUGAAUGUGUGUCUCUUUGUGUUUGCAGCGUUUGUCUCCAGACUGUGAGGCUCAGAUCCAGGUCAUCCUGCAGGAGUCAGCGCUCGAUUACAGGCUGGACCCUCAGCUGCAGAUACACUGCACUGCAGAGAUCUCACGGCUGUGUCCAGAGGAGGCAGCAGCUCAGGAGCAGACGGGGCAGGUGGAGGAGUGUCUGAAGGUCAACCUGCUGAAGAUCAAACAGGAUGGAUGCAAGAAGGAGGUGUUGAACAUGCUGAAGGAGAGUAAGGCGGACAUCUUUGUUGACCCCGUCCUCCACACCGCCUGCGCUCUGGACAUCAAACACCAAUGUGCCGCUAUCCCCCGGGCCGAGGGCGCCAGAUGUCGUGCCUGAUGGAGGCUCUGCAGGACAAGAGAGUGCGUCUGCAGCCCGAGUGCAAGAAGAGACUCCAGGACCGCAUCGACAUGUGGAGCUACGCUGCCAAGGUAACUCCACCCUCUGGGAACAACCGAAACACGAGGA